Molecule: messenger RNA, 6462 nt
Organism: Pogona vitticeps (central bearded dragon)
Lineage: Eukaryota; Metazoa; Chordata; Lepidosauria; Squamata; Agamidae
Source: RefSeq, a predicted model, not a curated record
UGCGGCGGAGCCAGAGAGCGGCCAACCUCUCCCUGCUCGUCCGUCUUCCCUCCCUCCCUCUCUCUCGGGCGCCGGUCCUGGACGGGGCCUUGCAAUGCCUGUGCUUGGCCUGAAGGGGGCUUUCGGGUCCCCGGAUGUCUUGUCAGCGUUGAUGCGGGGCUGAGCCUUGGGAAAGGCGAGCGACAGAGAGAGCGAGCGCCGGAGCUCGGGCAGCGAAGCGGGGGGGACGGGACGGGAGAAGGGGCUGCGCGCGCGUGCGAGCGAGUGGGUCGCCCCCCCUAAAAGUGUUGGUCUCGAGCAGGCGAGCCUCCUCUUCCUCCUUCUCCGCAAAUGGAGGAGAAGUGUUUGGGCGCUGGGGGAUAGGGAGGGCGCGACGACGUUCCGCCGAUGGCCAGGAGAAGACGCUCCGGUUGCUAAACUCCCACCAUGGCUGCCCAGUCGAGCUUGUACAAUGAAGACAGGAAUUUGCUCCGCAUCCAAGCAAAAGAGAGGAGGAAUCAGGAAGCUCACCAAGAAAGAGAGACAUUCCCUGCAAAUAUCCCACUCUUUGGAGAACCUUACAAGAUCCACAAAGCAGAUGAGCUGUCCAACCGACUUCAGAAAAUGUUUGGCAAUUAUGAAGAGAUGAAGGAGCUCAUUGGGAUGCCCAGCAGUGUCAUGUCCCUGAUCUCUCCGCACAAGCCAGGUCGCCCACUGUUCCCUGACAAGACCAGCAACGUCUUACCCCCCUCAUUCCACAACAGCAGCCAUCCUUACAAGCCCUUGGGACCGCUUCCUGCCGGCGCUCCUCCUGCAGGUAACCCAGCUCACUACCAAAAGGCUCACCCGAAGCUUGAGCCGACCUUGCAAAGUGGUGGGAUGUCCAGCAGCCAGAGACGAGGACAGGAGCAGAGCAGCAGCAAGACUCAGGAAGUCCCGAGUAACAGGCACCAGCAGAAAAGUGAAAGAAGCAUUGAAGAAGAUAUUGCACGUGAGGUGCAGGCCUCCCUUUUGGAACUUUCCCCCUUGCUGUCGAGCUUGUCUUCCCCGGUAGGACCUUUGUCACCUUUACAUUCCAGCCAGCGUGUCAAUUCCAGGCCUUGCAGCAGCAGCAACAACAACAACAACAAAAACCACGGGCAGAAAAGCACUCCUGCUCAAGAGCUGGUGGCUGGGGCGUGUGAUAACGAGACUCGGGAUGGUUUGACCUCCGCUGCGGCUCCUGCUGCCCAGCCUUCCAGCCAGACGUUUCCAUCAUCCCUGUCAUCAAAACCCAGUGCAAUACAGCAGAAACCAACUGCCUACGUUAGACCAAUGGAUGGUCAAGAUCAGGCACCAGAUGAGUCCCCGGAACUCAAGCCACUUCCCAAGGAAUACCGUGAACCAUCCUAUGGGAAAAUAACCAGCUUAAAAGCCAAUCCCAAGACCAACUUGCCUAAAUUGAAAAUACCUGCCGAACCACUUGAGCAGUCUUUCUCCAAUGAAGUUCAUUGUGUUGAAGAAAUUUUAAAGGAAAUGACCCAUUCAUGGCCGCCUCCUUUGACAGCCAUCCAUACACCUAGCACAUCUGAGCCUUCAAAGUUUCCUUUUCCUGUAAAGGAAACCCAGCAUGGAAACCCAGGAUCAGUGAUACAGAGCCAAAAGCAAUAUGAUGCAUCUUCUAAGUCAUCAGUUUCUCAGCAAGGAACAUCGACGUUGCAUGAAGAUCUUCAACUCAGUGAUAGUGAAGAUGGUGAUGAUGACCAAGUCAGUGUUUCUGAUAAGCCAUCUUCUUCCUCCACACCUCCAAGUGCCCCACAGUCGCAGCCUGAGAGCCUGGCAUUGGCCCAUUCCAGCAGCCCGGAGUCUGGAAGCACAAGUGACUCAGACAGUUCUUCCGACUCCGAGAGUGAGAGCACCUCUAGUGACAGUGAAGCAAAUGGCCCCCCUACAAGAGCCUCCACACCUGAGCCUGAUCCACAAGCAGCUGAAAAAUGGCAGCUGAAAAACUGGUGGAGACCCAGUGAGCGUGUCCUUGAGGACGACCGCAGUAGAGGGAGUUUCCAGGAGGGGAAAAGCCAAGGGAAAACAUUUAGUGGAAGUAGUGCCAACAGCAGCAAAAGGGAAUGUCCCCAGCCACCAGAUGGUCACUCGAAAACUGCCAGCAAAUCUUCUCGGUCAUCUCAAGAGGUGCAUCUCCCUACCAAACGGAGCUACCAGAAGUCUCCCGUUCCCACGGAAGAGCCCUUCCACCAGACAGUGGGCAGCAAACAGCCCAGGAAGCCCAACAAACCCACAGUGCAAGAGGAGCCGAAGAGAGGCUUAACAGUGGAAAGCGAGCCCCCUGGCCUUUAUGGGGCCAAGGACCAGUCUUCCAAAGACAAGCCCAAGGUGAAAACGAAAGGGAGGCCAAAGUCUGGCGAUAAGAAAGAACACAAAGCCACUGUUCCGGAGCCCUCCGAGAGGAAAAAGCACAAGAUAUUGCACCAGUCCUCUGUGAAAUCAUUUUCAGACCGGGAUGAUGGAAAGGACAGAGGGGUUGGCGGCACUGUGGAACAAUUGCCCCUCAGCCCACUAAGUGAAAGCCCCAGGGUUCCUGCCACUAGUAGAAGUGGUGGUGCCCCCAAAGGGAGUGUGGUGGUCAAAGAGAAUCAUCACGGAGACAAGCUUCUCUUGCCUGUCAGGGAUAAGAAGCUGUUGUCACCCCUGGGGGACGGCCCAGUUCCUCCGGCACUUGUGGUCAAGAUAGAGCUUGCUCUUCUCUCGCGCGUCCCGGGACCGGAAAGGACAGCCUUCCCCAAAAGACCUGAGGUCAGAGAGAGCCACAAUAUGAAUAAGCAAGAUGCAGACAAAACAAACACAGAUUUCCAGAGCAAAUCUCUCAAAAAGAGAAAGCAGGAAGAUGCUCUGAGAAACGAUCAGAAAAAAGUCAGGCUGGAUAAAGAAACCAAACCAUCCUCAUCAUCAGGUCAUAAAGAUUCCAGUAAAAACAAGAUUUCGAAGCUACCGGCAGAAGCACAAAGAAAAGAGAUGCCUUUGCCGCCACCACCUCCCGUGCAGCCUUCUCCGAAGCCAGCCAAGGUAGCCCAGAAGAGGCCAAAAACUGAACAUGAAAAUGGUGCCUGCAGCCAGCCUCCUGGCCCCAUUCUCAACACUGCCAAGAGCAAGGAAAGCCACAAAGAUUCCUCAUCCUCUAAGCACAGGAAGUUGGAGGGGAAGCCUUCCGAAAGCUCAAAAACCAACAAAGGUUCUGCAGAAUAUGUUCCAGACCGUUUCCCAGUGCCUUCUUUGCCAAAUGGUACCUCCAAGCCAAUGAAACCUCAAAGCAAGCCGCACAGACAAAAUCCAGUGGAAUUUCAUUUAAAAGAAGCCAAAAGGUUGAAGCACAAAGCCGACGCAAUGACAGACAAAGUUGAAAAGGCCUUCAAGUACUUGGAUGCUGCCCUGUCUUUCAUUGAGUGCGGCAUUGCCAUGGAAUCCGAUCCCCACUCGCCAAAGCCAGCGUAUACCAUGUUUGCAGAGACCAUAGAACUCAUCAAGUUCAUAAUGACAUUAAAAUCCUUUGCGGACUCUUCUACAGCCACCCCUGAAAAAAUCUUCAUUGUGUUUUGCAUGCGAUGCCAGGCCAUUCUGUACAUGGCAAUGUUUCGCUACAAAAAGGACACAGCAAUAAAGUAUUCCCGGACCCUGAAUGAACACUUCAAGAAUUCUUCAAGAAUUACACAAGCACCUUCUCCAUGUGUUGCAAGGAGUACGGGCACCCCUUCACCUCUUUCCCCAAUGCCUUCUCCAGCUGGAUCUGUAAGCUCCCAGACAGGGUCCAGUGCCAGCAGCUGUGGAAGUGGCUCUUCAGUUACUGUUCCUCAUUAUAUCCCAACCAUAACCUCUUCCUUUGUCAACAUCACUUCGUAUAUUCUCUACGCCUAUGAUCUCUGGGAACAAGCUGAUGUUUUGGCCAGGAAGAAUAAGAAAUUUUUUUCUAAGCUUAGUGCUGCCGCCUGCACCCUCUCCUUGAACAGCAGUAUGAUUGAACUGGUACACUACACGCGCCAUGGUUUGCAGUGGCUGAGACUGGAACCAAAUACGCCUUAACUGGUGCUUUUGAGGCAAGAACCUUGCCUUGGACUCUUUUGCACUUUGAAUGCCUCAGAAAUAGCCUCCUGGACUGACAUGCUGGAUACAGAGGAAAAAAAGCACCUGGAUCAACACUAGAAUGGUGUGCCUGGUGGAAGAGAGAUGGUGCCACCCAGGAAUUUAUCAAAGACUAUGUUUCUGUGGUGCCAGGAGGUCACCUGGAAGAUUAAUGGUGGAAAAGAGGCCUCAAAGUGGUGGAUGCCUUUCUUUCUUUCUUUCUUUCAAAGGACAAAGUGCAAUUUUCUCUCUCUUUUUAUUUCCCCCUCCCCCCUUUUCAUGGUUUCAUUGUGUCAGUGGUCUAUAAACAUUUCUACAAAAGAAUAACCAGCAGGACAAAAGCAGGCAAAAAUAAGUAAAUAAACAAAUCAACGCAACACGUGAAGGAAGUGCCAGUGAGAAGGAGAUCCACCCACCCAAAGAAUUUUCUGCAACACCUCAAACAAUGCAAAGAAUGUGGGCCCAGCAUAGAAUUCAGAUACAUCUUUCUUUCUUUCUUUUUUCCUUGAUCAACCCUAAAUGCAAUGUGUAGCAUCAGCCUUUGUUUCAAGAGCAUGGGAUGGACAGAGAAUCGGGGGGGGGGGGGAAGAAGGGGAAUCUUCCAACAGCACAACUCAACCUUUUCUUGCUUUUAAAAAUGGCAAAACGACUGGUCUCUCCGUUUGCCAUGUGUAGCCCUUUGUUGCACUACUUCCCUUUUUCUUGCUGCUUGGCUUGUGACUCACAAGAAGCCCCUUGGCCUUGCUUGUGUCACUUCCCGGAUCCUGCCCCUUCCUUUCCGCCCUUGGUCCUUGCUUGCAUAUGGUAGCAACAGUGCACUAGUCCCAGGCUGUCUUGUUUCCUGAUGAUACGUUGUGUGCUUGGGGGCAUGGGCAGUCCCAUAAAGAAAGCAGGACCCUGGGACUCCACUGAGAGAAGCCACUAAGAGCAGAGGAUACCCAGUGGCGGAGACAUUCACCCUGAUUGUGUGCCCCCUGUGCUGCGGGCUGGCAGGCUUGCCCUUGCAACUUAAGUGAAUUGAGCAAUACUGCACUAAUGAAAUGAACUGGAAUUGCUGGCAACGGCUGCUUUCAUUCCUUUUGAAUCUGCUGUUCCUUCAUUUUUUUUUGUCCUACUUCAUGCAGUGGAAACACUCCCCUCAGAAAGUGUUCCAGAAAAGGAUCUUACUUGCCACGUACGUCCAGGCUCUACAUGGCAAGAAGUUCAGGGUUGCAGGAGGAACCAUCUGUGCACAGGAAGCAGGCCCUCCGAGGAUUCCAUGGUGCGGCAGAUCCAGGAGAGAGUCUGCCAGUUGGAAGGGUUCAUAUUAGCUGUAUGAAGAGGAUUUCCUCUUUCAAAUCUUCUACAUAGGAGCAACUUUGCAGCAUGCCGUUUCAGCUCACGUUCUGUGUCGUGCCAGGUUCAAAUGUUUGCCUUUGGUUCUGUACGCCCAGUUUUCCAUGUACAUUGGCAGGUGGUACACCGGACUGUAGGGUUUGGUGUGGUUGCUUCAUUUUGUUAGAUCUGCCAAGGUAUGAACCUCUCCACCCAGCCCCUGCUGGUGCGAUGCAAUGAACGGGCAAUUGUCUUUGAUUUGCAAGCAAAACGAUCUACUUCUUUCAGAGGUUACAGUAGAAAAGAGUGCCUUCAGGACUGUCAUACCUCCUGCUGCAUUUGUUUCCAAUUUACUCUAAAAGUAAUUUAAAAUUUUGUUGUUGCCCUCCUCUUUAUGGUGCCUUAACCCUCCCAUUGACACCUAUCAUUUCCUGAUUUUAAGAUAGACCAGGAGGAAUAUUGUUCAAGUGAAUUGUUCUUGAGCGCUGUGUUAGUAGGCUCUUCUUUUCAGCUGACUCCUAAUGUCAGAGUUGGUCAUUCAUGUGUGUUUGUCCCAUGUAAGAGUACUGCCUCGACCCUUUACAGGAGCUAGCUCUGUUUGGCAGGACCUGUUACGUGCCUGUACAUUUUGCUUAAUAAACGAUGCCUGUAUUUCCACAAGUUUUUUUUUUUUAGGAAGGCUUGUUUCCCAGUCUCUUCAAGACAGCAUCAGCAGUUCUCAGAAUGCUUCCUUGCCAAAGGGCAUCAUGAGGAAGCAUGUCUUGAGGAACAUUAAAGCCUUCAUUGAUUUCAAGGGCAAGCAUCUUUUGCCCAUGAGAAGUAAAGAUUUUCCUUGGGAUUGAACUGGAUUUGUGAUGGUAAGUCUGCAUCCAGUGGGCUCGUGCAAAACAAUCCCCAUAAAGUGCAGUCAGACGUCAAGAGUGCCUUAAAGGUUCCUACACUCUGGUUUCCUGUUGUGAUGCAGUAAACCCUUCCCUUUACACUAGUGCAGUGGUUCUUAACCUUUGUUACUCAGGUGUUUUUUGAACUGCAACUCCCAGAAACCCCAGCCAGCAGAGC